GCCAUUGGCCAGGUGAGGCCCUGUGUACCUUUCCUGGCCUAGCGCUACCCUCCAGAGACCAGCCUUGCCCCAAACCGAAGCUUGGCUUCCAGUGGGGGCCAUGUGGCCGCGUGAAUGACCAGCCAGGCUUCCCAUGAGGCUAGGCCUCUCAGGCCUGGGCCAAAGAGCUUCCUGCUCACCGAGAUGAGGAAUGCAUCAGGCUUUCUGAAAACAGCCAGAGCUCCCUUGGUGUCAGCGACCUGGAUUCCACCCAGCCCCUCUCCGGCAAUGCCCACGGUGGCAGCCGGGCCGCAGAUGGAGCGUGUGGACAACGGCUCACAGGGGCCCCCCCAGCUCUUCCUCACCAGUGCAUUGGCCCGAGGCGUGUCAGGCGUGUUUGUAUGGACUGCUCUGUUCCUAACCUGCCACCAGAUCUACUCGCACCUGCGUUCCUACACCGUCCCGCAAGAGCAGCGCUUCGUCAUCCGCCUCCUGUUCAUUGUGCCCAUCUACGCCUUCGACUCAUGGCUCAGCCUCCUCCUCCUCGGGGGCCAUCCAUACUACGUCUACUUAGACUCUGUGCGAGACUGCUACGAAGCAUUUGUCAUCUACAGUUUCCUGGCCUUGUGCUUCCAAUAUCUGGGGGGAGAGAGCGCCAUCAUGGCUGAGAUCCGUGGCAAACCCAUCCGGUCCAGCUGCUUCUAUGGGACCUGCUGCCUCCGUGGCAUGUCCUAUUCCAUCACUUUCUUACGUUUCUGCAAACAGGCCACACUACAGUUCUGCAUCGUGAAACCUGUCAUGGCUUUGACCACCAUCAUCCUCCAGGCUUUCGACAAAUACCACGAUGGGGACUUCAACAUCCACAGCGGCUACCUGUACGUGACCCUCGUGUACAAUGCCUCAGUUAGCCUGGCUCUCUAUGCUCUGGUCCUUUUCUACUUCGCUACCAGAGACCUCCUGAGGCCCUUUGAGCCAAUGCUCAAGUUCCUCACCAUCAAAGCCGUCAUCUUCCUCUCCUUCUGGCAGGGAAUGGUGCUGGCCAUCUUGGAGAGGUUUGGGGUCAUCCCUGAGGUCCAGGCCGUGGACGGCACCAGGGUGGGGGCUGGUACCCUCGCCGCUGGCUACCAGAAUUUCCUUAUCUGCGUUGAGAUGCUGUUUGCCUCGCUUGCGCUGCGCUAUGCCUUUCCCAGUCAGGUGUACUCAGAGAAGAAGAACUCGCCAGCCCCGCCAGCACCUAUGCAGAGUAUAUCCAGUGGCUUAAAGGAGACCAUCAGCCCACAGGACAUUGUCCAGGACGCCAUCCAUAACUUCUCACCAGCAUACCAGCAGUAUACACAGCAGUCCACACACGAAGCUCCUGGGCCUGGCCAGGGUGGGCACCCAUCGUCCAGCACCCACCCUGGCCCAGCCAGCAGCUCCGGAGGGGGUAAGAAGAGUCGCAACAUAGAGAAACGCAUGCUGAUUCCGUCAGAGGACCUGUAGGGGCAUGGGGUGUGUGGAACCUAGCAGGGGACCCACCCAUCAGCAUUUCUUUUGACAGAGGCCCAGCCUCUUCUGAGAGCUCACUGGGGGGCGCAUUGGGCCUCUCUAUUCCCUAUAUAUCGCCCAGAGCGAAGUCACCUGGGCAAAUUGGACAAACCUAAGGACCCAGUGAGAUGUCUUAGUUACAGCCUGCAGGUGGCGCUUCCUUCCACAGGCAGAAGCAGCGCAUGGUAGAUCCCAGGCUGUGUCACUGCAGAGAGAGAUGGCCAGGGAGAAUGGGCCCAGUCACUCAGGCCUGGGGAGCCACAUAGCCUCGGCCUGGCUGUGGCUAUCUUAGAUGUAUGAAGAAGGCCCUUUGUCCUGCGUUCUAGCACAGAUACUUGGCCAAGCCCUCCCAGGGGCAGCCUAACCUAUUCCGCACAACAGGGUUGCCAGGGCGCCAGCCUGCCAGCUACUGACUGCUUAUUUAUAGAUAAACUCCUUGCAUUUUUUAGAGUUUGUUGGGCUUUCUUUUCAUGUGGGGCUUGUCUUCUGAGUGAUGGAUCCCUAAGUAGUGGGUUCGCUGGGGCCCACAAAGCAAGGCUGGAUGUCAGAAACAGCCAAGGUGUGAGCCAUGAUGUGGCUCAGAGCAGUAUAGGGCAAAGGGUGUGGACCUUGUCCCCAGAUGACCAGCUCUGUUCCACAACAAAAGUUGGGACAGUCACCUCCCUCUGAACCUCAGGUUGGCCCAACCCUAAAGUGUUUUUUUUUUUUUUUUGGUUUUUCGAGACAGGGUUUCUCUGUAGCUUUGGAGCCUGUCCCGGAACUAGCUCUUGUAGACCAGGCUGGUCUCGAACUCCCAGAGAUCCGCCUGCCUCUGCCUCCCAAGUGCUGGGAUUAAAGGCGUGCGCCACCACCGCCCGGCUCUAAAGUGUUUUAUAAAGCUUGUGGCACACAGCCUAGCAUGCCCGAGUACAGGGACUCAGGCCUGGGAGCCCCCUUCUGUCUUUCCUCUUCCUGUGUACCCAGUUCAGUGCUCAGGGAGUCUGGGAUAGGCUAGACUGGCUUUGGAAACACGGAGGACAAAGGUAACAGGUAGGGAGUCAGUGACCAGCUGUCCAGGCAAGCAACCAGACAGAAGUGCCUGGUGGAAACCACCCAGGAACAGCAUCGCUUUGCCCAGUUGCCAGCUCCCAGAGCCCACAGUAUCAGACAAGGCGGGUGCACUUCCCUGCCUUCUUGUUCUCGGGGCCCAGAGACAGGAGGAGUCAAGGCCAGUGGCAUCUCCCUGGUCCUUCUGGGUUGAUAAGAUAGACUCUGUUCCUCCCUGCACCUGACUGUAAAAAGCCACCCACACCCACUUAUCUGCCUUCUGGGAUGGGCAGGCCCACAGGGUGGCCCCCUCAGCCCACACAGUUAGCAGAACUGGGAGGGGCUCAAUACUCCACUGUAGAGGCUCAGCACUGGCCUUCAAAUACGAGAGGAGGCUUAGGGCUCGGCCAGCAGGGGGCUGCCUUCCUUUGCCCUGGAGAGGCCAUAAGCAGCGACAAGCUAGGAAGAAUCCGCUUCCCAGGAGCUCAGACACAAAGAUCCCAGGCCUUGGGCAGUAUCUGGGGUCUGCACUUUAGAGAGAAGGCCAAACUGACAUCACUAAACACCCACACAUGCACCAGUAACCUCUGUACCCUGGUCCUGGGGAAGGUGUGCCAACCAAAGAAAUUCAACAAGUUGCCUGCAGUUACUGAGCCAGUAGGGGAUGCUACCAGUAGGGGUCACUGCACCUUGCUUCCCUCUCCCCCUUCCACCCCCCUUCAGACAUGCCUCAGUCCAACUUGACACCAAGCAAAGUUGGGCCAUGGUUAUCAUGGAAUGUGGCUGUGGACUGACUCAGAAGGAUCUGACCAGGCCAAGGUGGUCUGGUCAAAGAAUAAUGGGGAGUCAUCAGAAUACCAGGGGAAGAAGGGGGCUUCGGUCUCAUCGCCUCUGGUGAAAGGACCAACUGCAAGUCUGACCCCAUAGGGCCCAAGGAGGGACAGCUUGCCAGGCAGUAACUGUGCAGAUCCUGGCACAACCUUCUGCUAUUUCAUGUGUGUGUACAUUUGUAAGGAGGUCAGAGGUCAAUACUGGGUGUCUUCCUUGGUUAUUUUCCACAUUAGUUUUUAGGACAGGACCUCUCGCUGAAUGUAGAGUUUCAUCAUUUUGGCUAGGCUUGCCAGUAAGCACCAAAGAUCUAUCUGCCUGUCUUUGUCCCUACAAUUGCUGGGAUUACACACACGUAACAGGUGUUUUGUUUGGAUUUGGUUUGGUUUAUCAAGACAGGGUCUCUCUGUGUAACAGCUCUGGCUGUCCUGGAACUAGCUCUUAUAGACCAGGCUGGCCUCAGACUCACAGACUCACCUGCCUCUGCCUCCCGAGUGCUGGGAUUAAAGGCGUGCACCACUA
Molecule: messenger RNA, 3882 nt
Organism: Alexandromys fortis (reed vole)
Lineage: Eukaryota; Metazoa; Chordata; Mammalia; Rodentia; Cricetidae
Gene: Tmem184a
Product: transmembrane protein 184A
Exons: 9
Coding region: 115-1461 (448 amino acids)
Biological process (GO): transport
Cellular component (GO): early endosome membrane
Molecular function (GO): transporter activity
Source: RefSeq, a predicted model, not a curated record